CCCGGCUCGGGGCCGCCCGCCGGUCCCGCUCAACAAGUUCCCCCGGUGCCGCCGGGACCCGGCCGUGAGGAUCCCCCCGGCGCCUCCUCCCGCCCCCCCGAGCCGGGCUCCGCCGCCCAUGAGGGCAGCGGGGGGAGCGGGCGGCGGCGGCGGCUGCCUCUAGCGAGCGCUCGGGCGGCCGCAGCUGAGGAGCGGCGGGGCGGGCGGCUCCGGUUCGGGCUCCGGCGGCCGAUGCGCGGAGCGGCUGCGGGCCAAGCUCGCCCCGGCGGCGGGAGGGAGGGAGAUGCAGCGCAGGGGGAGCGCCCAGCCCGACACUUCAGCCUGAGGAAGCACGAGGCAUCAUGGUGAGUAAGGAGCCCAGCAAAUGCUUACUCACCACCUCAGAAAGCGAAGUUGAACCAGCAGCUUCACUCGCACUGGAGAUGAAAUACGCGCUGGAUCCCAACCGGCAGAUCAAGAAACGCAACAAAGCCCUCCAGGUGAGAUUUAAAGAUAUCUGCGAGGCCCAGAACGAGCAGAGGGACAAAGAGCUCUCGACCACACCGGAUCCCGACAAGAGAGAGGCCAAGUCCAUUUCCUACAAAACCUAUCGCAAGUACAUGACGGUGCCUGCCCGGAGGUCAAUACCCAACGUCACCAAGAGCACAGGAGUCCAGACUUCACCUGAUCUUAAGAAGUGUUACCAGACCUUUCCUCUGGACCGGAAAAAAGGGAAUAUUCUUAAAAGCGCCUCGGCCGUUGACACCUUUAAGGGUCAAAACAACGGGUUUCUAAUAGAUGUGAAGGACAAAGACAGCGGGAGCUCCGGGGAGGCCGUUCAGUGGGGAAGGAAGGCCGGGAGCCUGCAGACAGCAGAGUUCAUUUCCCACAUCAACGAGCGCUCCAGCGCGGGAUCCCGCGACAACGGGGCCGAGGCCUGGGAAAGCCCCGGUUUGCACAGCUCUCCCGUAGGCACACCUCCUCCUCCUGCUCUCCCUAACUCAUCCGACCCCGCUUUGGAGGAUCCCACCCCCGCUGCCCGCCCGCCCAGCCGAGGGAAACAGGCAGCGGGGAGCGAGGAGGCCACCCAAGCCCUCCACGGGAGGGUCUUCAAGACUGAGGUGGCCACUGUUUAUUUACCAGCGUCUGGUUCCAACGCCUCCCAGCCCGACUUGUCCCGUCUCACGGCCGAGGCCGAGUGGUCCCCGUGCCCCACAGCCGAGGAGGACAAAAAGAGGACGGUGCACCUCAACGGUGCUCAGCCCCAGGCGGCGGGAGAUGCUCGAGCCUGCUCGUCGCGGGCGCAGUGUCAAGCCACCGAAUGUAACGAGCAGACCCUUCAGCUGAACGUUUCGCCCAUGGAGGAGAGCCAGCCUUGCCAGACGGCCGUGGCGGUCAGCGAGGAAUGCCAACAAAUCGUGCCUCACACCGAAGUUGUGGACUUGAAAGCCCAGCUUCAGAUGAUGGAAAGUUUGAUCAGCUCCAGUCAGGAAACCAUCAAAGUGUUGUUGGGUGUUAUACAGGAGCUAGAGAAAGGAGAAGCUCACAGAGAAGGGCUUUCGUAUCGGACUGGUCAAGACACAGCUAACUGCGACACAUGCAGGAACAGUGCAUGUAUUAUCUACAGCGUGGAACUGGAUUUUAAACAGCAAGAAGAUAAACUACAGCCAGUUUUGAGAAAACUUCAUCCUAUUGAGGAAACUCAGGUUGCACCUUUGCCUUAUUCUCAGGAGAGCUACUCCUCCACUCCCAAGCAAAAAUCCAAAACUGAAUCAAAAAAGCACGGAAGAUGGAAACUCUGGUUCCUUUAACCCAAGUCCAUGUGGAGUUCAAGGCCUUCUUUGACAAACACUUGGAGUUCUAUCAAUCCUCGCUAAACGGGAUCGUGGUAGACUGAGCAGUUACUGGCCAACGUGGUUCUGACCCUUGUGGUGACAUCCAGUUCUCACCCUGUGUACCAAAAAGGCCUUUGUACCUAUAGACUCCUGUCCAGAAGCAAGGUGUUAAGAGAACCCCUUGCCUAAUCCCUUGCCAACUUUGAUUUGCAGUUCACCAAUGUGGGAUGUAAAACCUGAAUUGAAAUUUGUACAAAGGUGGAAAGUAAAACUAUUCCCCCGCCCUUCUCCUUAGAUCUGAAAGCGUCACAUUCUAACCUGGUAAAUUGUAGGCUGUCAUCCUGUACACAGCUCAAUAUCACUGUUGUUUUCAAGCCUUUUGGGGUUUGGUUUAUUGUCUUUAAACAACAACAAGGGGAGGAAAUAACAAAGCAAGCCUUAUGUUUGCAGUGGUCUUCAGUUUUACAAAUCCAUGUUGAUCGGGGAGUGCAGUUUUCAGCACAUUUAUCCUGGACAAAGCACAAUUUUUCAUGUGGUCCAAGACCAUGACUAGUCUCUAAGAUGUGACUCCGUGUGUAUCUGCCUUCAUGCGAUGUAGACUUCAACUAAGGUACCACACCUUGACAGCUCGCCAUCAUUUCUUAUUUAGCUCUGUCCUCAUCACCAGAGGAACACGUUUGCUGCUCAUCCUCAAGGGGUGAGCAGCCAGAAACCUCCCAAGGUCAGGAGAAGCCUUUAACCACAGCACAGGGUCAUGGCUACAGGACAAUCAUCUGUCCUAGGUCUCACUUCGAGGUCUUUUGGUACCCAAAAACGUCUAAAUGACACAUUCUGACACAU
Messenger RNA from Pezoporus flaviventris, 2654 nucleotides. It is a transcript of the gene INSYN2A, whose product is annotated as inhibitory synaptic factor 2A. Lineage: Eukaryota; Metazoa; Chordata; Aves; Psittaciformes; Psittacidae. The transcript is spliced from 4 exons. The coding region runs from base 342 to 1790 and encodes 482 amino acids. Gene Ontology annotation, cellular component: postsynaptic density. The record is from RefSeq and is a predicted model, not a curated record. Gene Ontology annotation, biological process: inhibitory postsynaptic potential.